AGCUGCCCCGUGCAAAGAAAGCGAAGGCCCAGCGGGCUCUCAGCGCUGGCGCGGGUGGGGCCCGGCGCGGGGGCGGACAGCUGGGCAGAGUGGACGCCGCCGGCCGGUGUCCGCGCGAAGGCCUGCUGCGCGCUGACCGUGCGUUGGCGGCACCCGGCCCGGCCCCGCGCACUCGCCACUGGCCCCGGCAGGCCCCGGACUGGGGCGUCCCCGCGCGUCCAGGCGCGUCCACUCGGAGCGGCACCCGGGCACCCGGGCGGGGCGCUGCAGACCCGACCCAGCCGAACCGGGACGAUUUCGGCGCCCCGUGGGGCGGGGGGGAGGGGAGUCGGGACUCGGUCCUGCCGUCUGGUCCGCUGCCCGCUGGCCUCGGCCCAGGCCCUCCCGCCGAGGUCGCUCCCGGGAGGCAUCGGGCUUGAAGCUGCUGGACCGUCACCUCCUUUGUGUGGGGUUCCCGGGGCCCUCUGACUUCCAGAGCCGCGUUUAGCCUCGCUGCCAGCCGACCGCAGCCAGGUCGUCCCGGGGCACAGACAGGGUCGAAGCCCGGAUCCCACAUGGAGUUCAGGAUCGCACACACGUGGGACGGCUCUCCCGUGGAGCACGAGCCCGCCUGCGUGCGGCUGCAACCCCGGAGUGCAGGGGUGCUGCUGGAGGUCACCGCCCCGCUCUUCAACGACCCUCCCGCCCCCGCUGGAGCCCCGGGGCAGCCCUUCAGUGGGCUGUGGGACUAUGAAGUUGUGGAAGCAUUUUUCUUGAAUGACCUGACUGAACAGUAUUUAGAAGUUGAGCUUUGUCCCCACGGGCAGCACCUGGUGCUCCUCCUCUCCGGAAGAAGGAACGUGUGGAAGCAGGGCCUUCCCCUGCCCUUCCGCGUGUCCCGGCGGGAGACGAGCUGGGAAGGCGAAGCCCACCUUCCCUGGAGCUACUUCCCCGCGGGUGUGAGCAGGUUCAACGCCUUUGCCAUCCACGGGUCGGCGGCCGGGAGGCGCUACGAGGCGCUGUACCCGGUGCCUCGGCGGGACCUGCGGCCGGGACAGACGGCCGACUUCCACCGCCUGGAGUACUUCCAGCCGCUCAGUUUUAACUCGCUGCUCGGGGAGGAGUGGAAGCAGCCGGACUCGGACCUGUGGCCUGCGGCGUAGAUGGCCUCGCCGUUGCCCCCUCGCUGCCUCCCACAGGAGGCCUGUCCACAGCCUGUCCCCAUGGGCCGCUCUGGCCGGACAGUGUGCGAAACAGCGAGAAGCAGGACGUUCGCUAGCUCUUCUGUCGGAAGGUGAGGACGGUGCUGGAGCCCCCUGGUUCUCGUGCCCUGUAGCCCCGGGGCCCCCCGUACCCCUCGGCUUCAUCUGGUCAUCUGUUCUCGGACACCUGAGCUGCUCCUAGGUCCUGGCUAUCGGAUCGCAAAUGUCCUUUCUCAGUCGCGUCUGGGGCCCUGAGGAAGGCGCUGAGAAGGGAGCUGCUGUGCAUAUGCAAACGAGGUUCUUAGAUUCCCUGAGAAGGAGAGCGGACAUUUCCCUGCCGUGACGGAGGGUGUGCAGAUGUCUCCCUUCGUCCUGAAGCCGGCAGACGGGCGGGGAGCAGGACUCUGCGGUGUCUGCUGCAGUGCAGGUCUGAGCUUGGAGCCCCCCCCCCCCCGCCCCUGCCAGCCUCCGGAACACAGCUGUGCCCGGGUCCCUGCCGUGGCCUGAGCCCUCUGCAGCGAACCAGCUCGCCCA
Messenger RNA from Sorex araneus (European shrew), 1715 nucleotides. It is a transcript of the gene C7H4orf33, whose product is annotated as chromosome 7 C4orf33 homolog. NCBI's taxonomy places the organism in Eukaryota, Metazoa, Chordata, Mammalia, Eulipotyphla, Soricidae. Bases 555 to 1142 code for a protein of 195 amino acids. The record is from RefSeq and is a predicted model, not a curated record. The transcript is spliced from 6 exons.